Messenger RNA from Phragmites australis (common reed), 918 nucleotides. Its product is annotated as protein Iojap-related, mitochondrial. Gene Ontology annotation, molecular function: ribosomal large subunit binding. The coding region runs from base 98 to 634 and encodes 178 amino acids. Gene Ontology annotation, biological process: negative regulation of translation; negative regulation of ribosome biogenesis. NCBI's taxonomy places the organism in Eukaryota, Viridiplantae, Streptophyta, Magnoliopsida, Poales, Poaceae. The transcript is spliced from 4 exons. The record is from RefSeq and is a predicted model, not a curated record.
GGCUUCCCCUCUCAGUUCUACCUCCUCUCAAAAAACAAAAAGAAAAAACAGAGAAGGGGAAAGAAAACUAGACAGAAACCCGGCCGCCGCCGCCGCAAUGCUCUCCGCCGUGCGAUCCCGCACCCUGGGCCGGUGGCGCCCGCCGCCGCACCUCCUCUCGCGCCUCCUUUCAUCCCCCUCCGCUGUCGCCUCGCCGGAGGCGCUGUUGGAGCUCCCGGAGGUGGAGAAGGUGCUGCGCGACGUCCGGGCCGGCGACGUGCGCGUCUUCCCCGUCGGCGAGGGCGGUCUGCACGGCGGUGCAUGCGCCGACUACAUGGUCGUCGCCACCGGUCGCUCCGACUGGCACGUCCGCAACAUCGCUCAGGCGCUCCUCUACAAGAUAAAGCAGAAGCAGAAGGGCUCUGAUAGAAUACUGAUGCCGAGUGUAGAAGGCCAGCAAGCUGGAAAGUGGGUUGUCAUUGAUUCUGGAAGUAUAAUCAUCCAUGCACUUGAAGAAAGAGCUAGAGAGUAUUAUGAUUUAGAAAGCAUUUGGUCAAGAGAGGUGUCUCCUAACAUUUCCGUUCAGGAGUUGGAGACCUCGCUGGCAAAGACACGUCGCAGAAACCGAUCACAGAAACCCAUGAAGAGCAUCUGAACUCACAUGUCAGUGAUUUUCAAUGCUUCUGCAGUACUGCAAAGGAUUCCGGUGGGAACUCGAUGGUCUGAUGCUAUGAUCUGAUAUGUGAGCUCCUCAAUUUUUUCUUUUGUAACAUCUUUUACUCGCCAAAAUUCGUGCAACCUGAUUUUGGUGAUGUGUAAUGAACUAAAAUCGCCUUAACAUAAGAUUCAUUUGCAAAUUUACCCAAGUUCACACAAGGUCGUGGGAUUGGCAAUCCAUUUGCAUCCUUACAAAUAUACUCAUGGAAGAUGGAACCUAAA